Messenger RNA from Pristis pectinata (smalltooth sawfish), 1820 nucleotides. RefSeq names its product alpha-1,3-mannosyl-glycoprotein 4-beta-N-acetylglucosaminyltransferase B-like. Gene Ontology annotation, cellular component: endoplasmic reticulum; Golgi stack; endoplasmic reticulum-Golgi intermediate compartment. Gene Ontology annotation, biological process: protein N-linked glycosylation. Gene Ontology annotation, molecular function: acetylglucosaminyltransferase activity. Lineage: Eukaryota; Metazoa; Chordata; Chondrichthyes; Rhinopristiformes; Pristidae. The record is from RefSeq and is a predicted model, not a curated record.
GACUACUGCCUUUAUCAGAUUCCUUAACAGCUCAGCCAGUCUGAAGAGUUAGUUGAGAGCACGGCUUUUGGAGGGAGUGAGAAACACUACUUAUCUAAUUCAUCACGCGAAGACGAUCAUCUGUCCGAUGGGCACGGUUCUGGGAUGACAUGAGAUGAGGCUCAGGAAUGGAAGUGUUUUAACGGUGUUCUGUCUGGGUGCAUUUCUUUCAAUAUCCUGGUUCGUUUCUUGGCUGAAUAUGAAAGAUGAUGUGGAUGGAGUGAUUCUGUGCCAACAAGAACUUACAGAGUUCAAUAACAGAUUGCACAAAGCAGAAGAAGAAAAUCUGAUUCACUCCCAGGAACUGAAGCGUGUCUUGGAUGAGAUUAAACGUGCAGUAGCUGUGAUGAAGAAGCCAAAGACAAAUGACACAUCCAUAACCCUGUCUAACUUUUCAGAUAUAAUGAAGAUAAAAACAUUGAACUCUAUGGGAAUCCUUCCUCUUCAGCUACUAAACAUUUUCUAUUACCUUCCUCAUCUGAUGUCUAACAAGGACAGCCUUCAGCCAAAAGUACUGAUAGGACAGGGAAGAACUGGAGUCUCGCUGGUGAUGGGCAUACCUACAGUAAAGAGAGUCACAAAUUACCUCAUGGACACACUGAACUCCCUUAUCUAUGAGCUUUCUCCUGAUGAAAAGAGAGAUUGUGUCAUUGUUGUUCUCAUUGCAGAGGUGGAAGAAAGUUAUGUAAAUGGACUGGCAGAAAAUUUACAAAAUAUGUACUCUAAAGAAAUACAGUCAGGACUUCUGGAGAUCAUCUCCCCCUCGGAAAAUUUUUAUCCAAACCUCACGGAUCUGAAGGAAACCUUUGGAGAUUCGCAAACCAGAGUAAAGUGGAGAACAAAACAGAACUUGGACUACAGCUUUUUAAUGAUGUAUGCUCAAGCCAAAGGAGCUUUUUAUUUACAGUUAGAGGAUGAUAUUAUAGCAACACCCAACUAUUCACAAACAAUCCUGAACUUUGCUCAACAUCAGCCUUCUGAUGAAUGGAUGAUCUUGGAGUUUUCCCAGCUGGGAUUUAUUGGAAAAUUGUUCAAGUCUCCUGACCUGACCUUAAUCAUAGAAUUCAUUAUCAUGUUCUACAAGGACAAGCCUAUAGACUGGUUACUUGACCACAUAUUGUGGGUGAAAGUUUGCAAUCCUGAGAAAGAUGCCAAACAUUGCGAAAGACAGAAAGCUAAUCUGCGAAUUCGCUACAGACCUUCCCUUUUUCAGCAUGUGGGAACUCAUUCUUCAUUGGCUGGAAAAAUUCAGAACCUAAAGGAUAAGGACUUUAAGAAACAAUUAUUGCACAAGGGACAUUCAAAUCCUACUGCAGAAUUAACAAGCAGCUUGAAAAUCUACCAACAUCACAGUCUGGAGAAGGCCUACACAGGAGAGGAUUUCUUCUGGACAUUUACUCCGGUGGCAGGGGACUUCAUCAAAUUUAGGUUCUACCAGCCACUGAAAAUACAAAGAUACCUUUUUAGAAGUGGCAACAUAGACCACCCGGGAGAUAAACUUUUUAAUACAACAGUGGAGGUUCUACCAGCUAAUAGAAUUGAUUUUAAGAAGAAAUCUCUGCACAACAAUAGCACAAAAUACUCCAAGUACAAAGAAACAGAUGAUGGCUAUUAUAGGAUAGAUGCAUUUAGGAAUGGAAUUGCAGAAGGUGAAGUCGAUGGAUCGAUUGGAAAAAUUGAGGCGAUUCGAUUAUUCAUUCUUUCAGACUCCCCUUUCUGGGUUUUACUGAAUGAGAUAUUCAUUGAAGCAACGACAUAAAUGGAAGGAAUUGUGGUCCCCA